AUGAAGUCCGAUUCUACUCAACCUCAACAACUCAUCACAUUAAACCUUUUACACCUUCAAGAUGAAAUUUUGACGCUUAUUAUCGAGUAUUGUGUCCUUGACGAUAACAACAACAAUAGUAAUAAUUACGACGACGAAGACGAAGACGAUGUUGGUGAUAACAACUAUAACAUCAACAAACCUCAUGUUCUACUUUCAAAUUUAUCAAAAACUUGCCAUAGAUUUUAUAAUCUUGCGAAAGAUAAUUUAUUAUGGAAAAUUGUUUUUGAGCAAAGAUUUGAUUCUUUGGGAUUAAAAAGAAGAUAUCAAAGAAAACAACUUUUAAAUAGUGAUAUUAAUAGUCAUUGGAAAACUUGGUACAAAAAUCGUAGUGUGUGGCUAAAAGACAUUAUUAAUAAUAACGAGGAUCAACCUGAUUUGUUAAAAUUAAAGAGAAUUCAAAAAAUUUGUUCAGAAAAUGAUGGAAAAAAUACAAGUCAGCUUGAAUUAGCAAGAGUGGUUGACUAUGUUAUAAGAUUGAUUGCUAUUAAUGGAACAAAUUUGGCUGGACUAAAUGAAAGAUCUGCUACAAAUGCAACCAACUAUCAAGCUGAAAGAGAGAAUGGCAUAAAUAUUGAAGGAGGAUUAACUAGAUUAGAAGUGGGAGCAGAAAUGGAAAGGGGAAAAGGUGGUGUCAAUGAUGGUGUUAACGAUUAUGAAGGUGGUGAUAAUGAAGGGAGAGAAGAUAAUGAUAAGGAAGAUGAUAUUGUUGAUGUUAUGAAUUUUAUUGACAACAUUUUUAAUGGUGAUGUUGAUGAUGUUAAUCUUUUUUAUAAAUAUAAUAAAUAUAAUCAUAAUAUAUCAAAAUUUGCACUUUAUAUUCUUUCAAUGAUGUUGUCAUGGGAUCCAAAUAUUGCUACUAAAAUAAGAUAUUAUAAGAACGAUGAAGGUUUAAAUCUUUGGAAAAUCAUUACUUCAUCAGUGAAUAAAGAUAUAAGUUUUGAAAUUAAUGAAAAUUUAAAUAUCUUUUAUCCACCACGUGGCCGUAUUUUGAACUAUAGUUUGGAGAAGGCGUUGAAAACACAUAUUUAUUUCCGUACAAAACUUCUCACGACUGAUCUUUCAACACUAAUAUAUGAUUAUGUCGAACCACCAAAAAUUAGACCAAAUAGUAAAUUAUUUGAUGGUCUGUAUGAAUUAAAUGGAGAAGGAGUCAAAAAUUUUUUUCCUUACGAUAAAGUUAAAAAUGAAAUAAUUCAUAAACAGGAACAAGAACAAAUAAUUGUAAUUCAUUUCAAUGGUCGUGGUACUGAUUAUAUCGGAGAAUUUAUUAUUUAUGAUGGAAAAAUCACAUCGAGAGCAAAAUUGAGCUUUCACAAAAAAUAUAUCAAUACAAAUCAAAAUCCAUGGAUAUAUGAUGGAGUAUUAACACAAAUAGGAAUGUUAGGUGAUUGGGGAGAACAUAAUUAUGUGGGUGAAUUAAUUAACAAACUCAACAUCUCAAUGCCACUCACUGGCUGGAAGAGGUUUGCAAAACAAAGUUGUCAAAAUUGA
Entrophospora sp. SA101 is the source of this 1533-nucleotide messenger RNA. The record is from the annotation of a GenBank genome assembly. NCBI's taxonomy places the organism in Eukaryota, Fungi, Glomeromycota, Glomeromycetes, Entrophosporales, Entrophosporaceae.